AAUGCAGCAUGGUGGUCUCCAGUUUAUGACGUCGUCUCCUCCUGGGUCAAUUCACUGACGGUGAGGACAAGUAAGUUGAGUUGCAGACCCCCUGGGGACUAAUUUCCUAACUGUACAUGGUACGUGUUACUAAAUACUGACUGCUGGCAGCAGUUUUUAUCAUUGAGACUCAAAGAAAGACAAAGUUAAAGGCACAUAGUUCAUUUAACAGCAACACCUAGCAUACUAUUGCCAUGGUGGCUAACCACAGUGUUGUCUAUAGUGGCGAUUCAAUUGCACAUGGUUUAUUGACAAUAUCCAUGCUUCUAACGACACAAGGGAGAAGUAGACACCUACUGAGGGCAGAUAACUAAAUGCAAAAAGUAUUUGACAUAAUAUCGUUGGUGUUUGUCUUUAUGCGGUUUAAAACGUCACAGUUCUUGCUUAGCGCUUCAUGUCAAUCAGCUGCAGCUUUGUUUUCCUAGGAAAUUGUGCCUUGAGUUAUAUUCAUGCAACUGGCGCCAUCUGGUGUGCAAAAUUCAAUAAAGCCAUUCCCUUUUUUCAGAAGCCCUAAAAUGACUUUUGGGGGGUAUUCCUUUUUUUUUUCUUUCUUUUUAAUCAUAGCGUCAAAAUCGUCCACAAUUGUGACCUUUUGUCCCCCUGUUGAAGCACUGUGAAACUUUGAUUGAAGGUUGAAUUCAGUCAAACCACAACCAGAUGCACAAAUGUUUUCACUCUCAGCUUUAGUUAAUUUCUUCUGAAUGUAAAUGUCCCUAAUUUGCCACUGCAAAUCUUUGAGAAGCAGGAACCAUAUCCUCAGAGUAUUGUUAUUCCUAAUUAUACAAUAUGUAUAGUUUUUACCGACUAGACACAGGAAAUAUCACUUACUUUGACCCUGAGGCAAAUGCAGAGAUGUGCAUGUUCCAACAUGUCAUUUGCAACUUCCAGUGUGACAGGGCUAACCAUCUGCAGACUGCAGAGCAAUAAUAACAUGAUAUAAGUUUAUGUUAACGCAAAUUAACUUUCACAGCGUAUUUCUUUCACUUUUUGUGCAGCAUGAACACAGCAAGACUAGUCCUGAAUUGCACCAAGUUUGCAUGUUAUCCAGCCAACAUAAACUGCAGAAGAAGGCUCUGCACUUCACAAGUAAGUCCACUUUGAAAAGCUCUGAAUGCAGCCUCUCAUAAUGUGUAAAUUGAAAACAUUUAAACAUUUUUAGUUGCUGUAUUUUUCCAGAAGUUUAACUAAGGUGACCUUAAAAGUUGAGGUUGCAGUGUUGGUCUAUUCAUGCUGAAAAAUUCCUGGAAAUAACUCGCCGGUAAGGGUCACAGCUGGAACAAAAAACUUUCUCACAGGUUAAUGUACAACUCUUUGCACAGGGGAAAGUUUGUGAAUGAUUGACAAAGCAAAAAGUAGAGUACUUGAGACACAGUGGAAGAUUAUAUGUAAUGCAUUGUUUAUAAGUGUGUUUGUGUGUCGAUGUUUUAGUACAUGAUGUCACGGCACUCACACACCAAAAGGAUUGCAGGACUGGACAAGAACGUGUGGUAUGUAAAAGAAUAAUUGGCAAAUCUGUUUUUGUUGUAAUGCAGGAGAAGAGGUGUGUUAAAAGACUUCAAAUUUAAUCAAAUUUUACACUUUCAUGAACUUAAACCACAAAUUAACCACAGAUUUCUGAUAUGUGUAAAUACAUUUGUCCUGAGAUUUUUUUAGCCAUAUAAGUGGUUAAUAACUAUUCCACAGUUUACAGCAUGUGUCUGUCUUCUAUAAAAUGUGUAAGUAAAAUUGUGGGCUAAAAAUACUCUUUAAUGGUUGUGUUUGGAAGCACAUACAAUAUCUGACUCUAAAAGUGGAUUUGAAGUCCACUAAUUAUGUAUUUUGCUGUCAAAUCAGGGUGGCAUUCACCUCAGUUGCUGCAGACCCAUCCAUUGUUAACCUGGGCCAAGGCUUCCCAGACAUUCCUCCACCCUCUUAUGUCAAGGAAGCACUAGCGAAGGCUGCAUCUGUGGACAGGAUGAACCAGUACACCAGAGGCUUUGUAAGCUCCUAAAAAUAGUUGUUUACAACAAAGUGGAAGUAUUUAAAACCAGAUGUUUGUUUUUUUUUUUUUUAGAAUCUUAGUACAAUAGGAAAAAUGUUGCCAAGAGAUGAGAAACAGAAUUGAACGGAAUCUGUUUUAAACUCCAUAGACGCUGUUUUAUUGAGUGGUUUUUGUUUGUCUUUUUUUUUUUUCUUUUCAAAGGACAAAGCACACAAAUUAACGUUACUCUAUAACUAUAGGAAGUUAUUUUACCUCUAUCAUCUUGGGACCUGAAAAAAAAACAAAAACUCUAACACUACAAACAAUAAUAUACUGACUUACAAUAUACUCACAACAUUGCAGGUGAGAGUUUAAGACUUGGGGUUAGCCUUGUCAAGGGGUCAAGUUCACUCCUGGCUCUGGAAGAAAUAUAAAACCCUCCACUGUACGCAGAGGUGGUCAUACAUUUUGGAAUAUUUUUGAUAAAAAACGGAAUAGUUUAUGCACCUAUCAUCUUGUCAUUAAGAUGAUGAAAUCAAGUUUGGCAUGCAAUAACAAAAUAACCAUUACAUAAAACUACACACAAUAAUCAGAGUAUAAAACUAUUGAAACACACUUAAACAUCACAAAAACAGAACUUGUAUCAGAAAUCAGAAAUGAGAUACAUCAAUAACAUCUAGCAUCAGUUAUUUAGAGAUAACAUUAAUUAAUUAAUUUUUUUAUAGAUAAUAGAUCAUCUCUGACAUAGAACCAUUGUGAAAGCAAGUUUAAAACUAAAUUAAUAGUUCUAGUAAAAAAUGCUUCAGCCCUGUGCUGCAAAUGUUACAAUAAGUUUGUAUUUUAAAAGUUCCCAAUUUGAUCAGAAAUUUGGACAUGUACCUGCUGAAUUACCAGUUUAAACUAUUUAUAAACGUUGCUUUUUUUUUUUUUUAAGUCCUCUGAUCCAAAACAGUGAUAUGCAAUAUUUGCUUAACUAUUACACAGAAAUCAGCUACAUAAUUUGAUCUAUUUUAUGAGAUGUCUUCUUUUUAUUUUGAAGGGUCAUCCAUCUUUGGUAAAGGCCCUUUCUCAGGUUUAUGGAAAGGUCUGUGAGCGCCAGAUCGACCCCUUUAAAGAAAUCUUGGUCACAGUGGGAGGUUAUGGUUCCUUAUUCAGUACCAUGCAAGCACUGGUGGAAGAGGGAGAUGAGGUGGGAAUAUUUUCCUCUCUCUCUCUGCAGAUGUUUUGGACGUAAGCUCAGUGUGAUUGAAUUUGUAAUUUUUCUUGUCCAGGUCAUCAUAAUUGAGCCUUUCUUUGAUUGCUAUGUACCAAUGGUGCGAAUGGCUGGGGCCAAGCCUGUGUUGAUACCAUUACGCCUUGUAAGUUGAACCUUAUGCUUCUUAUCCUUUCAUAUUUAGUAAACAGGGGGCUUACUUGACCUGCAGUAACUUGUCAUCUUUAAUAUUUCAGAAGCCUGGAAAGAAGCAGACAAUCACAAGUGCUGACUGGUAUCUAGACCCUGAUGAGCUUUCCAGUAAAUUCAACUCUAGAACAAAAGCCAUUAUUAUCAACACUCCAAACAAUCCUAUAGGGAAGGCAAGUGUGCCCCAGACUUACAGUUUAUUGAUACCCACAUGCUCAUUUCCAUGAUAGAAACACAAGUGCUUUCAGUGGAUUCUGUCCUCUGUCUACAGGUUUUCACCAGAGAGGAGCUGCAGAUGAUCGCUGACCUCUGUAUCAAACACGACACUCUGUGUUUCAGUGAUGAGGUUUAUGAAUGGCUCGUCUACAGAGGACACCAGCACAUCAAGAUUGGUAAGUUCAGCCUACUGGUCUUGUUCAGUGGAAGAGUAUCAAGAGGAAAUUAGACAUUAUGUCUUGAUGUGAGCUGCCUGCUCUUUACAUCCCCUCAGCUUUACAGAUCCAGGGACUGAAAACCCUAAAACAUACUACAACACAUGAUUUAGGCUCCACUACAUUAGUAAGAGUCACAGCAAAAUGUAGAUACUGCAGAUGUCCAUGUAAACUGCAUGGCUAUUUGGCAAGCUUCUUCUUACAAGCUGGUAAUGUGCGGAUCUGCUGUUAACAUGGCCCGUUUAGAUGUUAACUGUAAGGUAGCAGGUAGCGCCUCUUAACUGCAACUUAGCAAACCUGUAAGCUUAUUCAGUAGCAAGACAAUAACAAUAACUGCAGUUCAUUUAAGUGAAAUUGCUGCUUUCUUGGACGUAAAAAGUGCGUUAGCCGUGUGUUGCGGUCUGAAGUUGAAAAUACCACCUCUGCACACUGUCUGACUUGCAAUCAUAUACUUCUUUUCAAGGCUUGGGUGUAUAUUCUUCAUCAGAUUAAUGCUAGUUAUAAUCAGAAGGCAUCAUGAACAGGAGGUGUUUGCAUUUUGUAAAGUUACUGAAAUGGCAAUAAUCAAAAGAGAGAAUAGACAGAUGACAGGCUGCAAUCUCAAGAAACUAUACUUGAAAGCAUUGUACAUGAUUGAAAUUUGUACUUUUUUAAAAUGUAAAACAACCACAAAAAAAAAUAAUAAUAACGUGAUGGUAAAUAGUUUGGUACGUAAGAAAAAGGUUAAUGUUUAAAACCAAGUAUUAGCUCAAACCUCAUCCUCAAUGACCUACAGUGAAGACAUUUCCAAAAGUAGCAUAAUUAUGAAUAAAUGAUGUAUGCUGUCUCUGUAUUAUGUAGAUGUACACUACAGGCCAAAAGUUUGGAAGCAAGGCCAUUACAGGCUGAACAGUUGGGAGUCACAAGUUUUUGUUCACAAUGCCUUUUUUUUUAAAUCCAGCAUGUAUUUUGGGAUGUAUUUACUCCAUGAUCAGAUGUUGCUUUCAUGGAAAUGUACCAUUUUAUUCCAUUUACCUUUAGAUAUACAUUAAUGUGAACACACCAUUGCUAAAUAUAUGUCAGCAAAAGAUAAUAAGGGCUUAGUUUUAGGGUUGAAAACAUUUGCAAGAGUCACAACUUCAGUGCAAAAGCAAAAAAACAAAUCACAGUUGGAUUAUUUACUUCAACUUUUUGGCUUUUGGGAGUCUGCAUACAAAAAUCCUAAUAAAUCUCAACUGCAUCAAACUACCACAAAAAUGGCUAGAAAGAAGCAACUAAGUAAAGAAACAAAAGUACAGAUUUGUACAUUGAGGAAAGAAGGAUACACAGAAAGAGAAAAUUGCAAAACGCCUAAAGGUGUUUAACAAAGGAGUCCACUACACUCUGUAGAGACUAGAGGACCUGGAAGUUAUGAUGAUAGAAAAAGACCUGGACGAAAGAGAGUUACUACAAAAGCAGAGGAUAAACAUAGCAUUGUCACCAGUAAGAGAGAUCGGCGAAAGACAGCACCACAAAUAAGGGAGGAAAUCAACAUGAUAAGGUCGAAACCCAUAUCUCUAAUAACCGUGAAAUGACGUUUGAGAAAGGCUGGUCUGAAGGGUUGUGUAUCUGCAAAAAAACACUACUUCGUCCACGGAACAAGAAAAGGAGAUAUGAGUGGGCAAAAGCUCACAAAAAUUGGACUUAAGAUGACUAGAAACAAGUUUGAACUGUUUGGUUCAAAAUGCAGAGUCUAUGUCCGCAGACAAACUGGUAAACGUCUGAAAGCACCAUGUGUUACACCCACAAUUCAGCAUGGAGGUGGUAGUUCCAUGAUAUGGGGAUGAUUUGCAGGUGAUGGAGUAGAAGAUUUGUUUGAAGUAAAGGGUAUCAUGAAGUAGGAACAGUACCACUCCAUCCUCCAGCACCAUGCUGUUCCAUCUGGACUCAGACUUGCGGGUCAUAAGUUUGUUUUUCAGCAAGACAAUGACCCUAAGUAUUCUGCCAAGCUCUGUCGAGGUUACCUAGACAAAAAGGAAGAGGAAGAUGUUCUUCAAAAGAUGGUUUGGCCCUCUCAGUCUCCAGACAGAAAAAACACGUCCCACGAAUCAGCAGCCUCUUUUUAAUGAAGCUUGGAAUACAAUCCCUGGAACAUACCUUAAAAAACUUGUGGAAUGAAUGCCUGGUAUAUGCCAAGCUGUUGUUAAAGCCAGAGGAGGUUACUUUAAAGAAAGCAAAGUCCCAGCAACAAUAACUCAAAUACCUAAUAAUUAUAGUCAAAAUGUCUUUGAUAAGUUACUCUUUACACAAUAGUCAUGUUUAUUGUGUUGCAAAUUAUAUAUAUGAAACUAUGAUCUUUUUUUGUACAAAUCUGAUCUUGCUUCCAAACUUUUGGCCUGUAGUGUAUAAAUAUGAUGAUCUGUCUUGACUCUUUCAACCCCAAAUGUCAAUGACCCUUCAGCCACUCUUCCCGGGAUGUGGGAUAGAACGAUCACUAUCGGCAGUGCAGGGAAAACAUUCAGCGUUACUGGAUGGAAAGUAAGAAGUCUGAUUAUUUAGAUCACACUCUUGAAUGAUAAGUAUUUUACUCUUGCACAUCAUUCAUUGGUCAUUUUUGUCUUUUAGCUUGGUUGGUCUGUAGGGCCAGAGCACCUGAUAAAGCAUCUUCAGACCGUCAUGCAGAAUACUCUGUACACCUGCCCAACACCUCUACAGGCAAGCUCCUGCAACUCUUAUGUGUUCCUCGAAAUCCAUCAAAUAAAGCAUGAAACCUUUCAAACCUGUUUCAGUCUGAAUCUCCUUGUGUUUAUUUUCAGGAGGCUGUGGCUCAAGGUUUACUCCUGAACCUUAAGAUGAUCGAUCAGCCUGAAUGUUACUUCUCCUCACUGGCAGAGGAGCUGGAGGGUAAGAGGGACCGCAUGGCUGCUAUCCUGCAAGAAGCUGGAAUGACCCCUGUGAUUCCUGAGGGAGGAUACUUCAUGCUGGUGGAUGUGACAUCACUCAGUGAGUUACUGAACAUUUAAACUAACAUUUCUGGUCAUGUCUAAUGUAAAAGUGUACAUAUUUGUGUAAUAUUUCAUGUUUAAACUUUGUACAUAGGGAAUAAAAUCCACUGGAGUCAUUUUCCUUGUAUGUGUACAUGUAAUUGGCCAGUAGAACCACACUUACAUUCAUCAGCUCUAGUUUUGGAGUUUUUAAAAUUUUCCAUGUGUUCAGUGCUAUGAGCUGGACACCCCCGAGAGAGAUGAAUGUUGCCGACUGCUUGCUUCUCUAGUUAUACCAACUGCAGUAGCGACCGCACGAUAGCAAUUCACAGCAUUCCAAGUCUCCAUGCGCACACCUUAACCAAAAAGCCACUCUGUAGCCACAAAUAAUGCUCAGAACAGCACCUAACUUCAUUAACAGUAUAUAUAGGGUCCCAGCCAUAGUACUAGCCAUCAAACAUCUUUUUAACUUUGCCUAAUUUCCUUAGAAAAGAGACCAAACACAGCUCACCCACUCUCCUCCAGCAGCUGCUUGUUUGUGGAGGAGCCCCGACGAGUCGAUCACCAAGUGCAGCAGAGUUUCGCAGCUCAAGGAAGAACAUUUAUGAUUAUUACUUCAUAGAAAUGCAAUCAAACCGAGACGCUAAGGCAGAAGAACUAAUGCGUCUGCAGUGCAAAAUGAUUAUUAUGUUGAUAAUUACUUCAAGUAAAUGAUCCACUGCACUCGGUGAUCAACUUGUCAGGGUUCCCCCCCACAAACCAGCGGCUGCUGGAGGAGAGUGGGUGAGUUGUGUUUGGUCUCUUUGCUAAAGAAAUUAGGCAAAGCCCAGCCACCCUAUAUGUACUGUUGAUGAAGUUAGGUGCUGCUCUGAGCAUUAUUUGUGGCUAUCGAGUGGCUUUUUGGUUGAGGUUUGUGUGUGGAGCAAACCUCAACCAAAACUAAGCGGUUGACAACAUUCAUCUCUCGAGGGGGUGUCUAACUCAGUGUUACGGUGUGUUUGACCAUAACUUAAAUUUACGCCAGAAUAUCCCUUAAACAUUUUAAAAUGUUACUCUCUAGUUUUACCAUGGGAAUAACAACUGCCCCUUAAACAUAUUUCUCUAUCAAGUUUUAUAAGGGAGCCCUUGUAAUGUGAGAGGAAACAUGAAAUACUCACACACAAACCCAGUCUUUGAAUAGGAUUACUGCUGUCGUACUUUGCUUCACUACUUGUUAAUAUUAAUGACUGUUGUGUUGCCUUGUGGCUGGAUUAGCAGUGACAGGUUGUGCUGAAUCCCUGCACCUCGAGUGAAUAACCAUCUCUGCUCUGUGUUCUGUAGAUCAGGACCUGUCACAUAUGGAUGAUGAUGAUGCUUAUGACUACAAGUUUGUGAAGUGGAUGAUUAAAGAAAAGGUAACGUAAUGGACUUCAGUGAGUGUUUAUUCCCUAAGAUAUAAGAUAAUUAUUGUGUAGCUGUGCUGUGCUUGUUCCCGCUGUUUUUAUUUGUCUUUAUUGCUGGUCUUGAUUGUAAUGUCAUCUAUAUUAGAAACUAGCAGCCAUUCCAGUCACUGCAUUUGUUGGAGAUGAGUCCAAGAAGCAAUUUGAAAAAUAUAUUCGCCUCUGUUUCAUUAAGGUAAGUACAAAACCACUUGCUACAAACAAAAACACAACACAUUUAGUAUACAUUUAAAAGGACAAAUGUAGGCAGAGUGGCAAUUUUGCAAACUUUUAAUAACAUUCAGUUGUCUUUCUCUUCACAGCAAGAUAGUACUCUUGAUGCGGCAGAGGAAAUCUUGAAAAACUGGAGCAAGAUUUAAUGGAUCCCAGUGACACAGCUACAAAAUGUCAGGAGGAAGGAUAAAUGACUGGUAAUGUGGAGGAACAGUAUUUGUCAGCAAAACUGUACACCAACCAUUAAUGUGGAUAAGUGAAACUAUUGUAGUUAAAUAUUUCACUGUAAAAUAAGCUGCAGAAUCUUGUAGUCAUCAGGGCUGAAAUCAAUCAUUCUGUAUUCAAUGUAUGGGGUUUCGAUCAUAAGAAUAGUGAGAAAAUACUCUUUUCUACAAUCUAGUUGAUGUCAGCAACAGCCAUUUCUGUUACUGCUGAGAAGAAUGAAAGAGAUGAAUUAUUUUGAAGUAUGUUUUUCCAUGGAGGCUUGAUGUGGGCUGCAUUGCAGAUGCAUUAAUUCAAAAUGGUCGGAAAUUGAAUAAAUAGAAUAAUAACUCCUCUCAAUUCAUAUGAAUCUGCUAUUUUUCUGUUUAUACAAACCCCAAAUCCAGUGGUUUGAAUAUUGUAGAAACUGUAAACAAAAACAGAGUAAUGUGACUUGCAGGUCAUUUUCUCUCUAAAUUCAGUUCAUCACACCACAAAGACAAGGUAUUAUAUUGAGAAUCUUUUUGCAAAUAUUUACAUGUGCUGAAUUUGACGUCUAUACCUUGUUCCUAAAAUUCUGGGACAGAGUCAUGUUUGUCUCAGUGUUACAUCACCUUUCCAUUGGACAACACUCAGUAAGACACUGCGGACUCUAUUUUCAUGCCUCGCUGGCAGGGUGGCGUAGGCGUGGCGUAAGUCAGGUCCGCUGCGCCGACAAGGAGUGCCCAAGCACAUUUUGGUGAGCUUCGCAGCCCAGCGCAAAUUAAAUAUCCUGUCAUUGUAGUGUAUUUAAAUAGAUACAGGUGAAAAGGAAUGUGCUAAUUAUUUUAUUCUGUUUGUAGAAAAGGUUUGAGUUGCUGAACUUUGAAAUAGCAUUAGUUUACAGUAAAUCUGUGUAUCCCUUACACUAGUUCUGGGUUCAGUUGCUCUAACUAAGAGUUUUAGAAGUUUUUUUUUAGUUUUAAAUAUGUGGGAUGGACUUAACCAGUGAGAGUUGUACACUCACCGGCCACUUUAUUAGGUACACCUGUCCAACUGCUCGUUAACACUUAAUUUCUAAUCAGCCAAUCACAUGGAGGCAACUUAGUGCAUUUAGGCAUGUAGACAUGGUCAAGACAAUCUCCUGCAGUUCAAACCGAGCAUCAGUAUGGGGAAGAAAGGUGAUUUGAGUGACUUUGAACGUGGCAUGGUUGUUGGUGCCAGAAGGGCUGGUCUGAGUAUUUCAGAAACUGCUGAUCUACUGGGAUUUUCACGCACAACCAUCUCUAGGGUUUACAGAGAAUGGUCCGAAAAAGAAAAAAUAUCCAGUGAGCGGCAGUUCUGUGGGCGGAAAUGCCUUGUUGAUGCCAGAGGUCAGAGGAGAAUGGCCAGACUGGUUCGAGCUGAUAGAAAGGCAACAGUGACUCAAAUAACCACCCGUUACAACCAAGGUAGGCAGAAGAGCAUCUCUGAACGCACAGUACGUCGAACUUUGAGGCAGAUGGGCUACAGCAGCAGAAGACCACGCCGGGUGCCACUCCUUUCAGCUAAGAACAGGAAACUGAGGCUACAAUUUGCACAAGCUCAUCGAAAUUGGACAAUAGAAGAUUGGAAAAACGUUGCCUGGUCUGAUGAGUCUCGAUUUCUGCUGCGACAUUCGGAUGGUAGGGUCAGAAUUUGGCGUCAACAACAUGAAAGCAUGGAUCCAUCCUGCCUUGUAUCAACGGUUCAGGCUGGUGGUGGUGGUGUCAUGGUGUGGGGAAUAUUUUCUUGGCACUCUUUGGGCCCCUUGGUACCAAUUGAGCAUCGUUGCAAUGCCACAGCCUACCUGAGUAUUGUUGCUGACCAUGUCCAUCCCUUUAUCAGCACAAUGUACCCAACUUCUGAUGGCUACUUUCAGCAGGAUACUACGCCAUGUCAUAAAGCUGGAAUCAUCUCAGACUGGUUUCUUGAACAUGACAAUGAGUUCACUGUACUCAAAUGGCCUCCACAGUCACCAGAUCUCAAUCCAAUAGAGCAUCUUUGGGAUGUGGUGGAACGGGAGAUUCGCAUCAUGGAUGUGCAGCUGACAAAUUUGCGGCAACUGUGUGAUGCCAUCAUGUCAAUAUGGACCAAGCUCUCUGAGGAAUGCUUCCAGCACCUUGUUGAAUCUAUGCCACGAAGAAUUGAGGCAGUUCUGAAGGCAAAAGGGGGUCCAACCCGUUACUAGCAUGGUGUACCUAAUAAAGUGGCCGGUGAGUGUAUGUCCCCUUUUUAAAUUCUGCAUAAAUAAGAAAGCCUUCAUUUUAAACAACACCAAGAAAGUGAUGAUAUUUGAUGUGUCAAUAAAGUCAUUUUAUUAAAAUCUGUGUGUUUACUCAGCAUGCAACUUUUAGAGACCAUACUUUUGUUUUGCUUAAGUUUUCUAAAUAACCUGCUUAGUGAAACUUAAUGGCACUGUUUAAUGGAAACCAAUAAAAAAGUAGGACUGAAAUAUAACAUUUGAUUCUGCUGGAACUCUUGUGCUUGCUUCGUAGGUGAAGUAAGUCUACCACAGCACUUUUUUGGCUUAUAUCUUGGCCAAAAAAUAUCUUGAAUAAAGCAGUCAGAAUGCUACAUAGAUAGUCAAUGGCUCUUUCAGCCC
This is a messenger RNA of Xyrichtys novacula (pearly razorfish), 11229 nucleotides long. The record is from the annotation of a GenBank genome assembly. Lineage: Eukaryota; Metazoa; Chordata; Actinopteri; Labriformes; Labridae.